AUGUCCCUCCGCACAGCAGUCGCCUCGGCCUCGCGCGCGGCCUACGUCUCGCCCCUCGCUGCGAGCGUGCGGUACGCUUCGUCGUCGGCCGCCGCGUCGUCGUCGUCGUCGUCGUCCUCUGCCGCUACUGCUGCCGCCGCCGAGCAGGCGUGGACGGUCCCCGAGGUGCACCUUGGCCCGACGCACCAGGUGCGCUACCGCGACCACUACAACAACAGCCUCGCGUCCGACCUGCUGUACAUGACGUACAACCACCGCGCGAGCGAGACGGCCGACAAGGCGGUCGCGACCGCCGUCGCCAAGGCCGCGGCAGAGCAGCCAAAGGUCACGGGCUACGAGGCCAACCGGCCCAACGCGAAGCCGCGCGGCAACCGCCCAGUCAAGCAGGUGACCAAGGGCAUCACGGUCGAGCGUAUCCCCGAGCUCGAGUCGAUCACCCUCCACACCAUGGUCAAGGCCGCCAUCGGCAGCAAGCACCAGCUCCUGACGGGCAUCAUGCUCCUCCGCGCCAUCUCGGGCGAGUCGUUCCAGGGCGGCGGCCGCGCCUCGACCGGCGUCCAGGUCGUCGUCUCGAGGAACGGUGCCGCUGCGUUCAAGCUCCGCGCCGGCAUGCCCGUCGCCGCCAAGGUCGAGCUCCGCGGCGACGCCAUGUACGACUUUAUCCAGUCCCUCGUCGACUUUGUCCUCCCGCGUAUCCGUGAAUUCCCCGGUAUCGAGCUCCCCGCCGCGUCGGCGUCCAAGACCUCGCCUUCGGCGCUCAGCGGCGUCGUGUCGUUUGGUGUCUCGGGCCAGGCCGCCGCCCUCUUCCCCCAGGUCGAGGCCAACCUCGACAACUACCCCCGCAUCCCCGGUUUCCACAUGCACUUCAAGACCAACGCCAAGGGCAAGGACGCGCAGGAGUUUGCCCGCACGCUGCUGAGCGGCUUCAGGAUACCCUUCCACAGGAAGUAG
Molecule: messenger RNA, 951 nt
Organism: Vanrija pseudolonga
Lineage: Eukaryota; Fungi; Basidiomycota; Tremellomycetes; Trichosporonales; Trichosporonaceae
Gene: MRPL7
Product: 54S ribosomal protein L7, mitochondrial
Exons: 1
Coding region: 1-951 (316 amino acids)
Biological process (GO): translation
Cellular component (GO): ribosome; cytosolic large ribosomal subunit
Molecular function (GO): structural constituent of ribosome; RNA binding
Source: RefSeq, a predicted model, not a curated record